Molecule: messenger RNA, 1335 nt
Organism: Pollicipes pollicipes
Lineage: Eukaryota; Metazoa; Arthropoda; Thecostraca; Pollicipedomorpha; Pollicipedidae
Product: NAD(P)H-hydrate epimerase
Exons: 2
Coding region: 157-846 (229 amino acids)
Cellular component (GO): mitochondrion
Molecular function (GO): NAD(P)HX epimerase activity
Source: RefSeq, a predicted model, not a curated record
CCAGAGGCGCAGUAGAUAACGCAGACGCUUUAACCACUGCGCGUCGCCCGUCGGGGCGCCGCCGCUCGCUUGCCUCGCGUGUGAGCACAGCUGCCGUCUCGCAGCGCUCGUGUCUGGUCUGGGCAGAUACAACACGUCGCCCGUCGCCUCUGCGUCAUGCCGCCGCCGCUGCGCCACCUCACGCAGCGCGAGGCCACCGAGGUGGACCGCGAGCUGUUCAGCGAGUACCAGUUCUCGGUGGACCAGCUGAUGGAGCUGGCCGGCUUGAGCUGCGCCGUGGCCGUGGCCACGCACUACCCGCCAGCGGGCGAGGCGCCGGCCGUGCUCGUCGUCUGUGGCCCGGGCAAUAACGGCGGCGACGGGCUCGUGUGCGCGCGCCACCUCAGCCUCUUCGGCUUCGCGCCCACCGUCUACUACCCGGUGCAGAAGGAGGUGGCGCUGUACCAGCGGCUGGCGCACCAGUGCCGCCAGGCGGGUGUGCCCGUGCUCGAGCAGCCGCCGGCGGACGUGACGCCCUUCCGGCUCGUCGUCGACGCGCUGUUCGGCUUCAGCUUCCGGCCGCCGGUGCGGCCGGUGCUGGAGCCGGCCAUGCGGUUGCUGACCGACUCGCCGGCGCCCGUCUGCAGCCUGGACGUGCCGUCCGGCUGGCACGUGGAGGAGGGUCCUGGCGAGGCGCCGGCCCUGGAGCCGGCGCUGCUCGUCUCGCUGACGGCGCCCAAGCUCUGCGCCCGCUUUUUCAGUGGCGCGCACUACCUGGGCGGCCGCUUCGUGCCGCCGGCGCUCGAGAAGAAGUACGAUCUCAACCUGCCCGAGUACCCCGGCACCAGCUGUGUGGUUCGUCUCUGAGUGGGGCCGCAGCCCGAGCCUCCGCCGAUCGGGGGUGCCGGUGCGUCCCAUGUCGCGUCGGCCGGCUAAUUGCGCGCGACGGUGGUGCGAGACGCGGCCGCGUAGGAGGCGGGCGGCACAACGCAGCUCCAGCGGGGGCUCUCUUUCGACCGGACUGGUCAGCGGUCACGCCGUCCGGACGCGCUGGCCUGGGGAGGUUCGAAAGAACCCGUUACGUGGCCAGCAUCGGUAUGUGCUGGCGAGAUCACCGGCGCCGGAGCGUUGCCUCGGCAAGCCUGCCCAGACCGCGGCGAGCAAGGCGAUCGCGGUCCGCGGCUCAUGCCUGGGAUUGAAAUGUUUGAAGGUGGAAGUCUGUGCCUAAGAUGUAGGUAACACGCUGAGAUGGAUGAUGAGGUCACGGGCUGUUGUGUGAUAUUCGCUGUGAGCGGGAAGCGUGUACACUACCCAAGCAGGGUAUCGCGUUCUGGCCCAAGGUCUGGUUAAUACAAA